Molecule: messenger RNA, 868 nt
Organism: Drosophila persimilis
Lineage: Eukaryota; Metazoa; Arthropoda; Insecta; Diptera; Drosophilidae
Exons: 3
Coding region: 360-734 (124 amino acids)
Source: RefSeq, a predicted model, not a curated record
CGCAUAACUGGGAACCCUGUUAAAAGUAAAUUAAAAAGCGAUGAUUGAUUACGAAUUGUUUAUUCCUUCUGAGAGCAUGUUUCAUGAUAUAAUUCCCCGGAUAAGCGGCCCGUGGCUUUAACCUUCACUUUUCCGAGUCCCGAGCCGCAGGGGAUCGGGGGAUCUGAUCCCGCCAGCGGGUCACUACCUUCGGUAGCCAGAAAUAACUAGUGCGUGCCCGCAGAUAACGAUAUGCCCACCAAUGUUUACCAGGGGUUUCACCUUUCUGGUCUUCCGAUUCAUAUGAGAGAGUGGGCCUCGAUACCAUGCGCCCCUCGCAUGGCCUUUGGGCUGGAUGACCUUUGGGUGCGGCCACUGCCAUGGCCUUCUCUCCGCCUUUCCGCCGUAGCUCCACGUCCUUUCGGGAGUUCCAAGGGAUGUGCUCCUGGCUGGAUUGUGGCAGCCAUGAAGCCGCUGCUGUGUCGACAAUGUGGCGUCCCGUCCACUGCCGCAGGUACCAGAGAUCGACGGGAACCACGGAAAAUAAUGUCGCCAACAUGCGUCGCCGAAUCCAGGGCUGGGCUUCAGCUUCGAUACGUAUGACUUAUGUACCCUACGCUUUGGCUGAAACCGAGUCGUAUCCGAUUUCCCACCGCCAGACGGAGCCCUGUCCAGCAUUACCGAGGCGUAUUAGAGACGGACCGAGUCCCAUCCCAGCCAGACAGAAUCGUAUCCAGCAGGAUAGAAUCGCAUAGAAGUCAUCGUCAUCCUUUGAAAUGGCCACCGAGGACUUUCACUAUGGCAACUAAGGGAGCGGCUACGCGGGAUACUAGAUUCUAGAUAGAUCUCAUCAUUGUUAGAUUUAAGGAUAUGCGAGUCUAUAGCAGAU